UAAUGUGCAGCCGUGACUAAAGGUUAAAGUACAGCCACCCCUGUUGCAUCAAUACGGUUACAUUUUAAUCGAAGGACAAGAUCUCACUCCCUGCACAGGAUUGGUUCAGUUCGGGAGAUACCCGGAUCGGGAACGGACGGUGCGCUCUUUACCAUCAUAUCAGCAUGGAUGUCUUAAAAGAUUCGGACGUGAAGAAGUACCGGGAUAAUGGAUACCUGGUGGUGGAGAACUUUCUGACGGCGUCAGAGUGUGAUGCUCUGCGGGCGAAGAUGAAAGACAUCGUGGAGCAGAUGUAUGUUCCCCAACACUGCCGCAUCCAGUUCUCCACAGACCAGGAGGAGCAGCUCAAAUCUCAGGGAAGUGCAGACUACUUCAUCACAAGUGGGGAUAAAAUUCGCUUCUUCUUUGAAAAAGGAGUGUUUGAUGAAAAAGGUGAAUUUAUUGUGCCAAGAGAACGUUCCCUCAACAAAGUUGGUCAUGCCCUGCAUGCCCUUGAACCAGUCUAUGAAAGCGUCACCCAUUCCCAGAAAGUCCAGAAUCUGGCAAAGAAGUUGGGACUGCUCAGCCCUGUCAUCCUGCAGAGCAUGUACAUAUUCAAGCAACCAGGCAUUGGAGGAGAGGUGACGCCACAUCAGGAUGCCACCUUCCUGUACACGGAGCCCCUGGGCCGCGUCAUGGGCAUGUGGAUCGCCUUGGAGGAUGCCACGCUUGACAACGGCUGCCUGUGGUUUAUUCCAGGAUCACAUUCCAGUGGCGUGAGUCGGAGGAUGGUGCGGACUCCCAAAGGGACGUUUCCCCUGACUGACUUUGUGGGUCGCGAGCAGGAGUACGAUGACAAGCUGUUUGUUCCUGCACCCGUCAAGAAAGGAGGCCUAGUGUUAAUUCAUGGGCAGGUGGUUCAUAAGAGUGAAAAGAACAUCUCCUCUGACUCGCGUCACGUCUACACAUUCCACCUCAUGGAGUCCCAUGAAACCCGCUGGAGCCCAGACAACUGGUUGCAACCAUCAGAAGAGCUCCCGUUCACGCCCCUGUUUACCUAACCAUCCCUAGCUAGCUGUCAUACCCAACUCACCUCAGUACAACAACCACUUCUAACAUCAUCAUCAUCACACACACACACACACACACACACAUAGGUAAACGUUCUGUGUUCAUAUACUUGCCAGAUGAAUGCCCAAUUUGUAAUAAAUGGUACUUUUUGA
Molecule: messenger RNA, 1202 nt
Organism: Engraulis encrasicolus (European anchovy)
Lineage: Eukaryota; Metazoa; Chordata; Actinopteri; Clupeiformes; Engraulidae
Gene: phyhd1
Product: phytanoyl-CoA dioxygenase domain containing 1
Exons: 11
Coding region: 165-1040 (291 amino acids)
Source: RefSeq, a predicted model, not a curated record